AUGGUACUGCCACUGCGGAGGCUAGAGGACAUGGCUAUGGGCGAGUCCAUGGACAUUGUUGUAGAAGUUUUGACCUUACGAGAGGGACAUACGUUGGUUCGGGACCUGUGGUUUGGAUGCCAGUGUCGCAUUCUUGAAGUUCUGGAGCCAGGAGUCUGGACAUUGUAUGGUUACAUUGUCUCAGCAGAAAUGGGGACAUGUUUGAGGCCGUGCACUGGUUCCAAGAAAUUUCGCAAGCCGAGUGACCCUAAGUCGAGGGAGAUUCACAUCAAGGAGCUUUGCGUAGGAAUCGGUGGCUUCUCGGCAGGGGCAUACGUAUCGGGCUUUCGUACUCUUGCCUUUCUGGACCAUUGUGACAUUGCAUGUGCCACAAUUUCUGACAAUGGGGGUCGGGCGUUGAAGGCAGACAUUGCUGCAAGAGAGUCAAGAAUCGCUUUGCACGAGAUUGACCCGGACAAGGCAUGCAUGAUUACGGCGGGGUUCCCUUGUCAGCCGUUCAGCCGACAGGGAGAUGGACGUGGAUUCCUUGACGAGCGGGCACACACGCUCACACAUGUGUUGCUCGCAAUCUGGUUUCUGCAGCCUGAAGGGGCGGUUCUAGAGUGUGUUGUGGAAGCAGAGAGACACCCCUUAGUCCGCACCAUGUUGGCAGAGCUGGUAGGUAAGCUUGGCUGGCGUCAGCAUCACCUUGUCUUGGAGCUGUCGGACCAGUGGCCAUGCAGGCGCUCAAGAUGGUGGUGCCUACUUGUGCCAGCGGACACCCCCUUUCAGCUCGAGGCCUGGCCCAGACAGGCCACGACGCCAUGCAUUGCAGAUGUGAUCAGUGAGUGGCCCAGCUGGGAAGCCCAAGCAAUUGAGCAACUCCAGUGGGACGAGGAGGAGACCAAGCAUUUCCUUGACCCAGCACUAGGCUUGCUCAAUGGCCUUAGUGUCAGGUUUGUGCACCAGCCUGACCUUCGUGCGGCAUUGCGUCUCAUCGGCCAAAUAGCAUCACCGAUCCAAUCUUGCUGGAUAUUUGCACAGGUCAGACAGUUCAGGGAGCUUCGUCACGGGCUCGAACCCUUGGAAGGGCCGAUGCAAGCGCUUGACCGCCUGAAGAACAAACUGCUCCAAGAACGAGAGGACUGUUGGAAGUUGCCAUCCAUGGGCAUUCCCAGGGAACUGACGUUCCUGCAGCUAGGUAACUGCAUAAAGGUCAAGGUGACAGGUGCCGUGCAGGUCAAAGAGGUGGUUCGUGCAGAGAAGCAAUUGCAGGGCCCGGGGUCCAAUAUCAGGAUCCAAGCAGGCUCACGUGUCUUAGGCGAGGAUGCUUACCUGCAUGCACAGCCCUCAGAGCCAUAUGUCCUGUGCGUCAGCCCCAAGAAGCAGCGCCCUGUGUCAGAGCAUUGCCAUGUGCUCGUAUGCGUCCCGGGAGGGGCGAUUCAACUCAGCCUUGCCCAAGGUGCCCUGCCAUGCCAGGUACUCAGCCUCGCAGGUCUGCAAGGAGACAGGCAGCUCAGGUUUGCCAGCACGCAAGAAGCGGUUCCCAGGCACUGUCGUCUAUUCGGGCGCCACCUUCUGGAUGCCAGACCGCUGCAGCAGAUAAGUUGUGAGCCAGAUGAAUUGACGGACUGUCAAAUUGCCAGCUUUCUGCAAGUCAUUGCCAGACUUCUGCCGGAAGGACAUGCGGUGCUUUUGCCCCGCACUGCUUCCCUCCUCACGUGCCUACAGGCCUCAGGUGCAUUGCAGUGCAUGUCAGGCAUUGAGGUUGCAGGCGCCACGAGGUUGCACAUCAUUGCAGAAGCAAAUGCCCACUGGUACUUGUUGUCCGUUGACUGGGAGACAGGUGCAGCAGUUCAUUGGGAUCCAGCGCCGGAGCGCACACAAGCAGAGGCAAGCGCUUUGCUUGCCGUCCUGCGGGACCAGGCCAUUGGUCUUUCUGAUGGACAAGCCCUGCACUGUGGAGCUGGAGCACUCAGCCCUGAGGCAAAGGUUGCAUUAUCUGAACUUCUUAUUUCCAAGGGCGUCCCGGCAGACCGUGUAGGUGAAAGGGUUGCAGAGGCUACAAGUAAAGUUGGUACCAGCAAGAUUGAGGAAGGCCUGAGGGCCUCCAAGCCGUGGGCUGUCCUCAAAUCACUUGCCUCAAGCCUGGCACAGCCUUUCCGCUGGAUCAAGGCAGAAGAACUUGAAGCUCAAAUCCGGGCGCGUGCCGAUAACAAGUUUGGGACUGCAGCAUCAGAGGCCAAAAGCCACAAGCUCAAGCCAAGCAAAGGUGCCAAGCAAAAGGGUGUCCCACAACUUGACCCCAGGCACCUUGAGUUGAUCGAGGGUGCAUUCAUCACCGGAGACGGUACCACUGUCCCGAGUCUGAGCUUCGAGGACGUCGAGGCAAAUGCACAUGGGGUGGCAGUAUGCUCUCCUGCCCAAGCAUUGCCUUUCAUGGAAGAUGAUGCCUCAAUCAGUGUGGAGCCUCUUGCUUUAGUUUCAACAGCCCCGAUCGGAGGCCUGGAUCAGGCAUGUAAGCGAGCUCAAGAGCUUCGGUUCCCUGCAAUAUAUGGGCCUACUUCGGAACCCAUUCUGGUUGCAGGCACGUUGAUACAGCUGGGAGAUACCCAGGUAAGGACAGCUGCAGGAAACACGAGUGCAGAUCAGGUCAGCACAGGUGUCAUCAAAGUCACAGUCUAUAAAGACCAAUGGGGCGGCGACUGGGACUCCUUUCUGCAAGCGCCAGUCAAAUCUCUCAUGCAGCAGGUCCCCCUACUCAAUCUGUGUAAGGGGCAGGGUUGUGGAACUAAUUGCGCCAAGUUCCACGCCUCGAUCGAUGAAGCUCCAGACACAGUCAUCCAUGAAGUGUGGGCCCGCAAGUACCAACUAGACAAUGGUACCAAGGCCACUGCAGCACAGGCAACUUCCUUUCAGGUUUUCCUAAGGGUCCCUGCCUCAGCCGUCAAUGGACUCCAACAGAUCUCCACUCCAGGGGUUUAUGUAGAGCCACGUGAAGCCGGAAAUGCAACAGGCCCCAGCAGGGAGUUCGCAGUAAUAUGGUUGCCGGGCAUGGAUUACCAGGCAGCACUCCACUGCAAGCGCAAAACGGAUAAAGUGUUGGCUUUGACCCGGCUUGGGGGCAAAUACGGAGUCAGAGUUAAGGCCACUGAAGAGGAAGCCGCCUUCAAAGUCCUGAGGCCUGAACAUGCCUACUCCCGGGUACGUGUUGCUGCCCGUUACAAGCUGCAUCCACUGCCGCAUGGGCUUACCAGACAGGGCCUCCAGCAAUUGUUGGACUCAUGGAAUUGGUCAGCCAAACCAUUGGCGCCAACGAGAGGAGAUGCCACAGGUUGUGCUUGGGAGAUUGGGACUGAAUGCCCACCGCCAUCGGCAGCCUUAGCCACGAGCUCUGGGUUUGUCCUUCCGGUGCAGAUAAGCAGUCCCGUUACUCCCCCUUUGCCCCUACCCGUGUUGGCCUCCAGCAAGACGCGCAAACACAUUCAUGCAGGCUCCGCCAGCUCAAGCAGCACAGGCGAGGACCCGUGGGCCAACGGCCAGGAUCCAUGGGCGAAGUACCGCAGAGGACAGCCCGAAGUGCCUAAGGCCACAGCAGGUGCAGCAUCCAAAAUCAAAGAGGUCCAGCAGCAACUCAAGCAGGAGGUAGACGACGCAGUCCAAUCUUCUUUGGCCGAACGCAGGGCGUUGGAUGAAGCCACAGAACACAGGUUCCAAAAGCUGGAGACAGGUCUGACCGAGUUACGGGCUCAGGGCCAGAAAUUUGAGAAUUGGUUCAGUGAAGCCGGAAAGCGCAUGGACCAACAAGCCGGUGAGGUGCACUCCCUUCAGCAAGCAGUACAAAGCCAAAGGCAGGAAAUUGGACAAUUGCAUGGCCAGAUUGCCACGCAGGGGGAGGUCAUGAGUAACACGGUAUCACAGGCCGUGGUCACCAUGCGCAACGACCUCAACACGCAAUUGAGUACACAGCUCACGGCACAGAUGGAACAAAUUCAGGCGCUGCUAUCUAAAAAGCAGCGAGAUGGGAGAAGCCGCUCGUGA
Molecule: messenger RNA, 4020 nt
Organism: Symbiodinium pilosum
Lineage: Eukaryota; Dinophyceae; Suessiales; Symbiodiniaceae
Source: the annotation of a GenBank genome assembly